AUGGAUUUGCCUGAGCAAAGCAUCUCCUACAUGGAUCCUGCCUUGUACAAAGCUGCUGUACAAGGCAAGAUUGACCCAUUUGAGAGUUAUCAAACUUCUCUUAAUCAGCUAUUGACUCCAAACAAAAACACAAUUCUUCACGUCUACUUGGAAAACCAAAGUAGAGAACCGGAAUCCACUGAUUUUGUGGAUCGGAUUCUUGAAAUGUGUCCACCCCUUCUGUUGCAACCCAACUUGAAAGGAGAAAUCCCAUUACAUUUUGCGGCAAGAUAUGACCUUCCCAAGGUAGCGGCAGUCCUCAUUGAUCGUGCAAAGGCUCGACCUUUUGAUCUAGAAAGCGGGCUUUCAGAAGCAAAGAAAAUGUUGAGGAUGACUAAUGCAGAGAAAGAUACAGCGUUGCAUGUGGCAGCUCAAAAUCUCCGGAGCCGUGUGGUGGAGAUAUUGACUAAAGAGGACUCUAAAUUUUCAUAUUCCGCUAAUCAUUAUGGAGAAACUCCACUCUAUCUCGUUACAAAUAUGAAAAUUUUUGGGGGUACUAAAGUCAGAGCCAGGAGAAUGGUGAUCAAUACAAUCUUAAGGAAUUGCAAGUUAGUGGACCAUGGUGGCCCCAACGGUAGAACAGCACUACAUGCCGCAGUCCUGAAUGGUGAUCAUGUCACCGUAAAAAAAUUAUUAAAAGAAGAGCAGAGUUUGACCCAAACAACCGAUGAAAGUGGCUGGUCCUCGCUUCACUACGCAGCCUAUUUCUCUUAUUGGAAUAGUACUUUGAUAGUGCAACUAUUACUAAAAUGUGAUGUAACUGCAGCUUAUAUUGUUGACACAGACAGGAAGAGAACAGCUCUUCAUAUAGCUGCCAUUCAAGGAAAUGCAAAAGCGAUGGAAAAGAUUGUUUCAGCCUGUCCAACUUGUUGUGAACUAGUUGACAAUAGAGGUUGGAAUGCUCUUCACUAUGCUGUAGCUAGUACAAGAAGAAGUGAAGUAUUUGGAAAGGCAGUAAAAAUUUCUAAACUUAGCCAACUUAUAUAUGAGAAGGAUGACGAAGGAAACACGCCCCUUCACCUAUUGGCUGCUUUCGGCAAAAUUUGCUGGCUUCUUCUCCCAUAUGAAGUCCAAACUAGUAAAAGCAAGAUGUGUGGUGUUAACAAGCAAGGCCUGAGCGUUGAUGACAUUUUAGAAGGAAAUUUUCCCCAAAAAAAGAAGGAGAUAUUAGAAUCGUUGGCAGAUUUUGGUAAUGGACCACGUGGGCGCAUAGUUGUAAACAAAAUUAAGGACAUCUCUGAAAUUCAGAAGGCAAAAGAGGGUCAUCUAGUACUUAUGCAGUACUAG
Dovyalis caffra is the source of this 1326-nucleotide messenger RNA. The record is from the annotation of a GenBank genome assembly. Lineage: Eukaryota; Viridiplantae; Streptophyta; Magnoliopsida; Malpighiales; Salicaceae.